Molecule: messenger RNA, 969 nt
Organism: Acanthosepion pharaonis
Lineage: Eukaryota; Metazoa; Mollusca; Cephalopoda; Sepiida; Sepiidae
Source: the annotation of a GenBank genome assembly
AUGCUCAAUCUAUUCCCAUUAAGUUUAUUUUUAUCUAUCUAUCUAUCUAUCUAUCUAUCUAUCUAUCUAUCUAUCCUCAUUAUGUCUAAUUUAUUCCCAUUUUAUAUCUAUCUAUCUAUCAUCUAUCUAUCUAUCUAUCUAUCUAUCUAUCUAUUCUCAUUAUGCUUCAAUCUAUUCCCAUUAAGUUUAUUUCUAUUCAUCUAUCUAUCUAUCUAUCUAUCUAUCUAUCUAUCUAUCCUCAUUAUGCUCCAAUUUAUUCCCAUUUUAUAUCUAUCUAUCUAUUCAUCUAUCUAUCUAUCUAUCUAUCUAUCUAUCUAUCUAUCUAUUCUCAUUAUGCUUCAAUCUAUUCCCAUUAAGUUUAUUUCUAUCUAUCUAUCUAUCUAUCUAUCUAUCUAUCUAUCUAUCUAUCUAUCUAUCUAUCUGUGUAUCUAUCUUCAUUAUGCCCCAAUUUAUUCCCAUUUUAUAUCUAUCUAUCUAUCUAUCUAUCUAUCUAUCUAUCUAUCUAUCUAUCUAUCCUCAUUAUGUCUUUAUAAAUCUAUUCUGUUCCUCUGUCUGUCUCUCUGUCUGUCUGUCUGUCUCUCUCUCUCUCUCUCUCUAUAUAUAUAUAUAUAUAUAUAUAUAUAUUAUAUAUAUAUCUGUAUCUAUCUAUCUAUCUAUCUAUCUAUCUAUCUAUCUAUCUAUCUAUCUAUCUUAGUUCUUAUCUAUUUCCAAUUCCUGUACGAAUUUCUAACAGUACCAUAUCUCUCCACCCUUCCACCUCCACCUGAUUUUUUCUGCGUGGGCCCCCCUUGUGCCAAUAUAACCCCACUUCCUCUCGCACCCGCCUACGCGGGAGAAAAAAAAAACAAAACUUCGCACUGUAACCUUCAGAGAUUUAUUAUUGCUGGUAAAAUCUAUCUAUCUAUCUAUCCCAGUCUAUUUCUCACUCUCUCUCUCUCUCUCUCUCUCUCUAUCUAUCUAUCUAUCUAG